Messenger RNA from Cherax quadricarinatus, 2086 nucleotides. RefSeq lists its product as uncharacterized. Gene Ontology annotation, molecular function: aldose reductase (NADPH) activity. Gene Ontology annotation, cellular component: cytosol. The record is from RefSeq and is a predicted model, not a curated record. NCBI's taxonomy places the organism in Eukaryota, Metazoa, Arthropoda, Malacostraca, Decapoda, Parastacidae.
AGGAGGCGGCUACAUCACCGUUACUCUGCUGUUUUUCCAUGAAAUAAUCCAUGGAAUCCCCUACAACCAACGUUAAGGAUGAGUUAGGAGUGUAUACGAGGCGUGUGAAGUUACUAAACACGGAUAAUUUGAGUAUUCCUAUCCUGGGUUAUAGCAGUGUUAAAGGGAUAUCCGCAGUGGUCCAGAGAAAAUGUAUGACGCGCGCCAUCAACAAUGAAAUCAAAAUGCUAGACACAGCCUACUCAGAUAUGUGUGAGAAGGAGAUGGGAUUAAUGCUUGACGCUCUCUGGCACAGAGGAGACAAUAGGAAGGACUACUUUAUUAUGAGUAAGGUUCCCCUGACUGGCAACAAGGAGAACUUGGUAGGAAGGUUCCUGAUCCAGACACUGAAGAAUCUGAACCUCAAUUAUCUGGAUGUCUACUUCCUGGAAGGUCCUGUGGGCCUCAAGUGGAGGAGCGAUGCUGAGGUCAUGCCCAGGUACCCGGCGACUGGUAAGCUCCAGCUAGACAUGACUACGGACAUCGUGAAGGUCUGGUUAGCCAUGGAGACUCAGUUCUAUGCGGGUCGAACUAGAUUCAUCGGUCUGUGUCAUUUUAAUAUGGACCAGGUGUCAAGGAUCUUAGAGGGCUGCAACGUCAAACCACACUUCAUCCAGCUGGAUGUGAACGCCUACAGUAUGCGUCACAGUGAGAGGUACUCGCUGGUGAAGCUGGGUAUUAAUGUCAUAGCUACCUACUCCCUCGGUAAUCCUGAUCUACAAAUCGACCAUAAAGCACGGCUACGAAAUAAUGCAAGCGUCAGGAAUAUAGCACGACAACAUGGCGUCAACGCCGCAUCAGUCUUGAUCAAAUUUCUGCUGUACCAUAACAUAAUCACCUUACUGAAGGGCGUCAGCAUGACUGAUGUGGGACACAUCUGUACAGAUCUUCCUCGGUUCACACUGACGGAUGAGAACAUUUAUUCAUUAAACAGACUCGUAAUUCCCGGUGCUGGUCGCCUCCAGGAGUUCCCAGACUAUAAGGGAUGCAUGAGUCACCCAGAGUUUCCCUUCUUCGAGGAUUACAACGUAAAAUAUCGGAAGAUCGAGUGGUCAACUGACACGGUAUACAAGGGCGAGCACAAGAAGAAGAAAUGGUUAUCUGAAAACUAUAAGCCCCCCAAUAGAGUGAAGCUGGAGGAUCGUAGGAGUCCACCAGUCAUCCCUCAUCCUGUGUUCAAGAAACUCAACUGCAAACCAGCCUACUGCCCCACCUGAAGAUCCUCUGGGAGUUAGCGAGAAAGGUGGUUUUUCCCUGCAUCUCAGCAGCGAGGGACCGAAGUCGAUAGCAACUUCUUCAAUCGACGCGUCGUUGUCCACGCUGGCUAAUUACCCGGGCAAAACCAUUGAACUUCUGGCUGAUGGUUUCAUAUGUGUCUCCUUGAGAGAACUGGGUAUCAUGUUCAACGGAUCCUUCUUAACGACUUUACACUUAGAAACCAAAGAGAUUUAUAAGUACAUGCAGUGCAUAAAUCGGGUUGCCCAGAAAAUCGCUGAGGCUAACAAGAAAGGAGAUCAAUAAGGAUGUUUUCGAUUUUGAGUUAGAACCUGCAGAAGAAGAGGAAACCCCUAAAGUGAAAUUUAAUCCCAAAGUCAAACUCAGUUAACGAAAAUAGAGCAAAUAAAAAAACCGCCAAUGUAUCCUUUAAAGAGUUAGCAGACGAGAAAGAGAAGAUGGUGCCAGGCAGAAGAAAGAUGGUGCCAGGCAGAAAGAAGAUGAUGCAAGGAAGAGAAAAAAUGGUGCCAGGCAGAGAAAAGAGGGUGCCAGGCAGAGAAAAGAUGGUGCCAGGCAGAGAAAAGAUGGUGUCAGGCAGAGAAAAGAGGCUGCCAGGCAGAGAAAAGAUGGUGCCAAGCAGAGAAAAGAGGCUGCCAGGCAGAGAAAAGAGGGUGCCAGGCAGAGAAAAGAGGGUACCAGGCAGAGAAAAGAGGGUACCAGGCAGAGAAAAGAUGGUGCCAAGCAGAGAAAAGAGGCUGCCAGGCAGAGAAAAGAGGGUGCCAGGCAGAGAAAAGAGGGUACCAGGCAGAGAAAAGAUGGUGCCAAGCAGAGA